ACCGCACCCCAACCAAUCUUAAAUGGGCUGGAAGCGGCCGAGGAAGCAUUGAAGCAAACACACACACACACACGCAAGGCCAAAUGGCGGAAGGAAACCACACGCUGACCAUCUCAGAGUUUGACUUUGAAAAACAUUUUGACCAGACUGAAGCUCAAAGAUGGAUGAAGGACUACUGGGGCACGUCAUUUGUGGUUAGCACUUUGUACGCCGCACUGGUGUUUGGAGGGCAGCGCUACAUGAGGCCCCACCCUAAAAUGAACCUGCGGAGGCCUUUGUUUGUGUGGUCACUCUCUCUCGCCCUCUUUAGUGCGACGGGUGCAGCGCGCACAGGCCGGUACAUGCUUCACAUCCUGGGCAAUGGCGGCCUGAGACGUUCCGUGUGCGAACAGAGCUUCUACGAUGGACCCGUCAGUAAGUUCUGGGCUUUCGCCUUCGCCAUGAGCAAGGUACCUGAGCUGGGCGACACGAUGUUUAUCGUGCUUCGGAAGCAGCGCCUGCUGUUCCUGCACUGGUACCACCACAUCACAGUGCUGCUGUACUCAUGGUACUCGUACAAGGAGAUGGUGGCAGGCGGCGGCUGGUUCAUGACCAUGAACUACAGCGUGCAUGCGCUCAUGUACACCUACUACGCAUGUCGCGCCGCAGGCGUGCGUGUGCCCCGCACGCUGGCCGUGGUCCUCACGGCCGCUCAGCUGGCGCAGAUGGUGGCGGGCCUGGCGGUGAACGGCCUGGUGUACCGAUGGAUGCCGUCCGUCGACUGCCCCGCGCGCCCCCGACACGUCGCCUGGGGUUCACUCAUGUACCUCAGCUACUUGCUGCUCUUUGCCGACUUCUUCUACCACGCGUACCUGGAGCCCCGGCCCAAGGCCGAGUAGCCGCGGGCCUUUCCUGUCUUCGAGUUUUGUUUUGGAAAGAUGGCGAUGAGUAUGAGAAGAGACUGAAAGCAGACACAAAAGAGUUUCAGUACACUGACCUGUUUCUUCUGGUUUGACUGCAUUGCUGCUGCCCCCCCCCCACCCCCAUGUGGCCAGCACCCAAUCAUGUGCAGCCAAAUAUUCCCACUCCUGAAAAAUGUGCCCAUUUGCAGUAUUGUGCUCUGAAACACCCUAACAUGCCAAAAGAUGGCACCAAAUCUCUGUUUAAUAGUGUUGGAGGGACGACUUUGGAAACGUAAUUGAUUACAAGUUACCCUGUUGAAACCCGAGAUCAUGAUUAUGGAUUUAACCACAUUUGGUCUUUACACAAACAAUAAACUGCUAACAUUAUGAAAUGUAAAUACAUACAAAAAAUAGUUUGUUGCAUUAUGUGUACAACAAGGAAACUGACCAUACAAUAAUGAUAAUAAUACAGACAGACAGAUAGACAUAACAUACGGGUGUGCUGGAGCCUAUCCCAGCUAACUGCGGGCAGGAGGCGGGGUACACCCUGAACUGGUUGCCAGCCAAUCGCAGGGCACAUAUAAACAAACAACCAUUCACACUCACAUUCACACCUACAGGAAAUUUUAGAGUCUUCAAUCAACCUACCACACAUGUUUUUGGGAUGUGGGAGGAAACUGGAGAACCCAGAGAAAACCCACACAGGCACGGGGAGAACAUGCAAACUCCACACAGGCAAGGCUGGAUUUGAACCAGAGUCCUCAGAAUUGUAAGGCAGAGGUGCUAACCAGUCUGUCCACUGUGCCGCACACACACGCACACACACACACACACACGCCAAGAUAUUUACCAGCAUUUGGUGCCCUCCACCCCUCCUUGAGCGGUCACCUUAUCAUGGUGGAGGGGUUUGUGUGUCCCAAUGAUCCUAGGACCUAAGUUGUCUGGGGGUUUAUGCCCCUGGCAGGGUCAGCCAUGGCAAACAGGUCCUAGGUGAGGGACCAGCUCCACAGCUCCAAUGACCCCUAUGAUGAAAACAGAGGAAAACAUGUUCCCUUGCCCAGACGCGGGUCACCGGUGCACCCCUCUGGAACCAGGCCCAGUUUGGUGACCUCAGUAUCGCAUCUCUGCUUUUCGCAGAUGAUGUGGUUCUGUUGGCUUCAUCAAGCAGUGAUCUCCAGCUUUCACUGGAGCAGUUCGCAGCAGAGUGUGAAGCGGCUGGGAUGAAAAUCAGCACCUCCAAAUCUGAUACCAUGGUCCUCAGUCGGAAAAGGGUGGAGUGCCCUCUCCGGGUCGGGGAUGAGAUCCCGCCCCAAGUGGAGGAGUUCAAGUAUCUUAGGGUCUUUUUCACGACUGAGGGAAGAAUGGAACGGGAGAUCGACAGGCACAUCGGUGCAGCAACUGCAGUGAUGCAGACGUUGUAUCGGUCCAUUGUGGUAAAGAAGGCGCUAAGCCGAAAGGCGAAGCUCUCAAUUUACCGGUCGAUCUACGCUCCUACUCUCACAUAUGGUCACGAGCUGUGGGUCGUGACCGAAAGAACAAGAUCCCGGAUACAAGCACCCGAAAUGAUUUUCCUCCGCAGGGUCUCUGGGCUCUCCCCUAGAGAUAGGGUGAGAAGCUCGGUCAUCCACGAGGGGUUCAGAGAGAGCCGCUGCUCCUCCACAUUGAGAGGAGCCAGAUGAGGUGGCUGGGGCAUCUGAUUCGGAUACCUCCCCUCCGUGGUGAGAUGUUCCGGCCAUGUCCCACCGGGAGGAGACCCCGGGGACGACGCAGCACACGCUGGAGAGACGUAGUCUCCCGGCUGGGCUCGGAAUGCCUUGGGAUCCCCCCGGAAGAGCUGGAUGAAGUGGCUAGCGAGAGGGAAGUCUGGGCUUCCCUGCUAAAGCUACUGCGCCCGCGACCCAACCUCGGAUAAGCGGAAGAAAAUGGAUGGAUGGUGCCCUCUAGUGACCAUGUGACACAAUAGCUCACCUCCCAAAACAAAUAUCUUCAAAUAAUCCCCAAAUCUUCACUGUCAAUGUGUUACAAAAAAUAUUUUCAUAAACGUGUGCUUCGUGUUCAAUAAUUUCCAAACCCUACAGUGAAGCGUUAAAAGAUGAACAUUGAUGAUCGACAUCUGAACCCUUUAAAACAGGGCUUAGCAAAGUACACCAACUGUUGGGUUGUUAAAAUUUAUUAUUUUUCCAUUCAUUUAUCUCAUUAUUAAAUUAUUUGAUUUACACGUAAUUACAUAA
Messenger RNA from Phycodurus eques (leafy seadragon), 3112 nucleotides. Its product is annotated as elongation of very long chain fatty acids protein 6-like. Gene Ontology annotation, molecular function: fatty acid elongase activity. The transcript has 4 exons. NCBI's taxonomy places the organism in Eukaryota, Metazoa, Chordata, Actinopteri, Syngnathiformes, Syngnathidae. Gene Ontology annotation, biological process: sphingolipid biosynthetic process; very long-chain fatty acid biosynthetic process; fatty acid elongation, monounsaturated fatty acid. Bases 84 to 878 code for a protein of 264 amino acids. Gene Ontology annotation, cellular component: endoplasmic reticulum membrane. The record is from RefSeq and is a predicted model, not a curated record.